This is a messenger RNA of Scheffersomyces coipomensis, 990 nucleotides long. RefSeq lists its product as uncharacterized. Bases 109 to 804 code for a protein of 231 amino acids. The record is from RefSeq and is a predicted model, not a curated record. Gene Ontology annotation, cellular component: mRNA cleavage and polyadenylation specificity factor complex. Gene Ontology annotation, molecular function: mRNA binding. The transcript has a single exon. Lineage: Eukaryota; Fungi; Ascomycota; Pichiomycetes; Serinales; Debaryomycetaceae.
AAAAAUGUUAAGCAAAUUUUCGUUGUGCUGCCAAACUUGAAGUAUAUAAUUUUCAUUUAUCGACAACAAGGGUAUAAUAUCAUCAAUAUAAGUUAAUCAAGUCAUAUAAUGGAUAGUAAGAGCACUAGUGUGAGUAUUGGUAAGUUUCCAUUUGAUUAUACUGAAGAUCAGGUGUUGGAAAUCGCCAAAUCAGUGGGACCAGUAUUGGAUUUGAAAUUACUCUUUGAUGAAUUGACCGGUAAAUCAAAAGGGUACGCUAUAAUCAAUUAUGGAGACAAUGAAACUGCAGCAUCAGCAGUAAGGAAUUUGAAUUAUAUGACUUUGCCUAAUGGUAGAUUUUUAAAAUGUUCAUUUAUAACUGAUGGAGAAGCUACUAAUGAUCGAUUACCAAUUUUACCAUUAGGAGUUCAAAUUCAUCCCAAUGAAAAUGUUCAAACUACAAUUGCUAAUUUAGUGGCAAAUAUUGAUCAAAUAUCAGGGAUGCAAUUAUUAAGAGAAAUUCAAAAGAUGAGUAAAGAGAAUCCAAAUUUAACUCGAUUAUUAUUAGAGAAAUUUCCUCAAUUAGCUCAUGCAUUAGUUGAAUUAACUUUACUUUCAAAUACUUCAAAUAAUGAAUUAAUUGAAUUAACUCUUAAUAAAAGACAACCCGAUUUAAAUGAACUUUCACCUGCUCAUGUUCAACUUUUAAAAGAUGUCAGUCAUUUAACUGAAGAUGAAAUUAAAUCAUUGGAUGAUAAUAAACGAGAAAUAGUUGAAAAGGUUAGACAUGAAAUUGAAAAUGGAACAUAUGGACAAAUAGUAUAAUUAAACGAAUAGAAUAUCAAAGAUUAUUCCAUAAGUCCAACAAAAUGAAUGUUUACAAUAUAUUAAAUUCAUUUAUGAGUCGCAAUAAGGCAUCAUCUGUUUUUAUGAUUUACGUGUAUAAAGUAUACGACAGUAUAUUAUAAUUAACUCUCACAUGCAAAAAGAUGGGAAAUAUUUUAGUUGCUA